Messenger RNA from Ostertagia ostertagi, 288 nucleotides. Lineage: Eukaryota; Metazoa; Nematoda; Chromadorea; Rhabditida; Trichostrongylidae. The record is from the annotation of a GenBank genome assembly.
AUGAUGGUGUUCUUCGGUGCUCUUCGUUGCGUGUUGCUUCUCUGGAACCUCUACCCGGUCUGCUAUUCUGCCAUCGACAACGAGACGGUUGCACGAGCCAAAGCUGGUGAAUGGGUUGGUCUACCGGGUAGUAAAGAUGAAACUCUGUUCAAAGUGGCGAAGCAAUCCGAUGGUGGUGAUUCUUUCAAUAAAGCAGAAGAGUUCUGCAAGAAACAUGACUCCCAUCUGACGUCCAUUCUAUCCGAUGAGGAGGAGAAAUUUAUAGCAGGUUUUCAGAAUCAUUUCUGA